Messenger RNA from Culex pipiens pallens (northern house mosquito), 2144 nucleotides. RefSeq lists its product as uncharacterized. Bases 1 to 546 code for a protein of 181 amino acids. Lineage: Eukaryota; Metazoa; Arthropoda; Insecta; Diptera; Culicidae. The record is from RefSeq and is a predicted model, not a curated record. The transcript has 3 exons.
AUGUCCACCACUGCCAACGCCGUCGCGAUUGUUGUAGCAACCACCUCGGUUGUAGUUAUUCUUGCGACCGAUGAGCCGGCCCCCGCCACUGCCUCCAACUAUUGCACCAAUAUAGUGUCUCCGCCUCCGGAAUUUUUGGAUGGACCGUCUGUACGAAAGCCGCAAGUCCUGGAGUUGACGUACUCGGAUUACUUCCAGAGGUUGGAGCGAGAUCCGACGAACCUGAUCAAGAACAUCUACCUGGAAUACCGAAGAAGUCACCGUUGGAACAUCUGUGUCUUUCUCGAAGGAGGACGAAGUGAUCGGGAACUAUCCGUUCAGGCGCUUUACUUCCCAGCCGAAAAACGUCGACUUCCCUUCCCGAAUCAACAACCAAUGGCCAACACCUCCAAGCCUGUCCUGAUGAUGGCCGGCAACGAGACCACCCUGUUCUCUACAACGCUGUCGCGCUCCAAAAUGAAGGCCGCGAUGUUGCUGCCCAACGAAACGUCCAUCCGUAACCUACUCAGCAUGGGGCCUUCGGACGUGACCGGUGGCGUACCGUAAGAAUCGGUUCAGCUUGGACGCGGAAGUUUGCCUACCAUGAGCAGAUGCGUUGAAUACAAAAAACGGAAGCAACUGUUUUAAUAUUAAAAUAUUGAAAUAAAAUCCAUCACAUUUUUCGAAAAUCAUCACAGUAAUGUUAAAUGUUAUUUAUUCAUGCCAUAAAAAGUUUCUUCUUAAAUUAAAAGCAAAAAACUUUUACCGAUACAACGAUUUUGUUCCAGAAAUGCAAGGUAGUAUCAACAACUUUCCAACUUUUAAAUUAAAAAGUUUGAACUUUCUACGAAUAUUCACCAACGCGAACUUUUAAUCCAACGAACGAUCUUUUUAAAUUUAGAGUUUUUUUUCUUUGUUUGCAUGUUCUGCAUGUUUUUUUGUUCUACCAAUGUGUCAACCCUUUACCACAGAGAACAAAUGUACAUAAUUGAACAAACAUCAUUGAAAAACGUGUGUAAAAAUUCAAACCAAAAUACGUUGAAAGGAGCUGGGCUGUGUAGCAUCCGCCACUUCCAAAAUCAUGAUGGUCUACUUUUACAGAACGCUAAACCAUCCAAUCACUGCACAAAACAUUCUCAUGAACGACAUCUGACCAAUGACUGACUAUCAAUGGGUUGCAAUUCUAUGCGCUAUUGUGUUUCAUAUGUUAAUAGGACCUUUUUGAAAAAUAAUAAUCUAGAUUUAUUUCCUUUCGAAAUUUUGAGCUACCGUCCCUAUUUAGACUGUAGUCCCGAUUCACCCCAGAUGACGGUAUUCUAUAUUUUUAAGUCAAGUAUUUUCAGCCGCGAUGGUGGCGCCGCCAAGUGUACCCUGCACACUCUAGUUUCUUUGAUGCAAGAUUGUAUGCAACGCAUUUUAUAGUGCAACAUUGAUUACACACAAGUCAAAAAAACAAAGAAGAAAACGAAGUUGUCUACUGUCAGAUUAUGAAUAAUAAAUAAAGUGCACAGACGUUUCAUAAUUUCUGUUCUUGUUUCACUUGCCGGUGUCAGUGCUUAGCCGAAUGGUUACGUUGUCCGCUUUGUAAGCGGAUGUAACGAUUCUGCGUUGCACACGAAACGUUCAACAGCUUAAGCGCCACUUCCAAACGGAAGGCUGUUGUCGCAGUUGGAGGUCCGGCUAGAAACUCUCUCUUCGGGCAGGCUAAAAUGGAGUGGCACCAACCAAAAUGUUCAUCAAACUAACCCAAAAGACCGAAAACUAAGAUUUUGUACUAUUGAAAAUUGUGAAAGAAAACCAAGAUUUGAGCCGAUAUUUGUGUAUUUAUUUGUAGAACUGAAUUAUUGCGAUAUUUGAGUAUGAUUUACCAACUGACUUCGACCCAAAGUCACUAAGGACCGACUAAAUUUGUAUGUAUUUGUAUUAAAAGAAAAGAAUAAAGUUUAAAUAUUAUCUCUCAGAUUAAAUGAAAAAAAAACUGAGGCCAGAAACUUUUGUAGUUUUGAUUAUAUUUUUUUAUUUGGAGGAAAAGCCAAGCUAAAAAACCUCCAUCUUUUGCGUGGACAAUUCAAAUUCAGUCCAGGUGUGAUCUUAAUCCUUUUUCCCUACACCUUCUGACCGCUAAACGUCCCUAUUUCCCUAUCCGGUUCCUAACCGUCCCUAUG